This is a messenger RNA of Rhipicephalus sanguineus (brown dog tick), 1096 nucleotides long. RefSeq names its product myotubularin-related protein 9. The transcript is spliced from 8 exons. Lineage: Eukaryota; Metazoa; Arthropoda; Arachnida; Ixodida; Ixodidae. Gene Ontology annotation, biological process: negative regulation of autophagy. The record is from RefSeq and is a predicted model, not a curated record. The annotation marks the transcript as partial.
CACGCGAACGCCGUAACUCAAUCACGUGUUGUAAACGCGUGCUGUUGGCGUCGCCGCGUCGCGUUUUAGCGUUCCCUCCCAGCACUGCGUUUUGAAUUGUGCUGUUGUUUGCGCCUGCGACACAUUUAUUCUGCAACCAUGGACAGCCAAAGCACGGAAUCUACCUCGAUCAGCAGGGAUGGGUCCGUGUCUUACUCGAAGUCUCCAAAGAACAAACCAAGCCCCAUCAAAUCGAAGCGGAAAAAGAUGGAGUUUGCAGAACUGAUCAAGAUCACCAAAGUUGACCGUGUAGUUCUGCACACACCACUCUGCACAAGCUUUUCGGGGACGCUGUCUCUGUCGAGUCAUCACUCUAUCUUCUCUUCGCGCACAGAUGACGAUAAGGAGCUAUGGUUGCUGCACAGGAUGGUUGACACUGUUGAGCGACGGAUUGGGGCCCUGUCGGGAACACUGUUUUUGAAAUGCAAAGACUUCAGGAUUAUUCAACUCGAUAUCACUGGCGUUGAAGCGUGCAACAAUGUUGCAGACACCAUUGAAUGCCUUUCCGCAUUAGAUAACCCGAAGUGGUUUCAUCCAUUCUUUUACAAUCCUUCUUUUGUUAUAAUGGAGGAUGGGUGGUCAGCAUUCACAACAGAGCAAGACUUUGCUAAAAUCAAGCUGGUCUCGGACGAUUGGAGGAUAUCAUCUGUGAACCAUGAUUUCUCGGUCUGUCCAACCUAUCCUGAACAAGUGAUCGUGCCAAAGAAGGUAGAAGACAGCGUCCUAGUUGCUUCAGCUUCUUUCAGGCAGAUGGGCCGUUUUCCAGUGUUGAGCUACUUCCACAAGAAAGCAAAGACGGCGCUGAUGAGGUGCAGUCAACCAUUAGUUGGAACGACGAUGAGGCGUUGCAAUGGAGAUGAGGAGCUACUCAAAUCCGUGCUGAUGGGUGGAAAGAAGGGUUUCAUCAUUGACACGCGUACACAGAAUGUCGCUCAGCUAGCAAAAACAAAAGGUGGUGGCUGUGAGCCUGAAGUGCACUACCCAAUGUGGACGCGCCUGCACAAGCCAAUCGAGCGCUACACAGCCCUCUUGGAGUCCCUCUCCAAAGUGGUGGAAG